This is a messenger RNA of Podospora anserina S mat+, 1242 nucleotides long. RefSeq lists its product as uncharacterized. Bases 1 to 1242 code for a protein of 413 amino acids. The transcript has 2 exons. Gene Ontology annotation, molecular function: protein binding; snoRNA binding. NCBI's taxonomy places the organism in Eukaryota, Fungi, Ascomycota, Sordariomycetes, Sordariales, Podosporaceae. Gene Ontology annotation, cellular component: Pwp2p-containing subcomplex of 90S preribosome; small-subunit processome. The record is from RefSeq and is a predicted model, not a curated record. Gene Ontology annotation, biological process: maturation of SSU-rRNA from tricistronic rRNA transcript (SSU-rRNA, 5.8S rRNA, LSU-rRNA).
AUGGGUGGCGCCGCAGAAAAGGCCCGCUUCUACCUCGAGCGAGCAGCUCCCGAGCUCCGCGAGUUUGAAGAAAAAGAGAUCUUCACCAAGGAAAUCCGCUCCCUCGUCGUCAAACGCUCCGACUACGAGCACCUCAUCCUCUCCCCUGGUACCAAACCAACCGACUUCCUCUCCUACAUCUCCUGGGAAACCUCCCUCGACCGCCUCCGCGCCAAACGCUGCGCCCGCCUCAAAAUCCGCAACUCCUCCUCCCACGCCUCCCAGGCACGCACCUUCAACAUUUUCGAGCGCGCCGUCAACAAGCACCCGGGCUCCCUGCAGCUCUGGUUCGCCUACCUCGACUUCGCCGCCAGCGUCAAGGCCACAAAACGAUGGAACCGCAUCGCUACCCGUGCCAUCCGCCUUCACCCGUCCGAGUCAUCUCUUUGGGCUCUGGCUGGCCGUAGAGCCGCUAAGGCGGGGGAUAUGGAAAAAGCCCGGGCGCAUUACUUGAGAGGGUGCCGGUUUUGCACCACGGAGCCAGACCUUUGGGUGGAGUACGCCAGGUGUGAGAUGGAGUGGCUGCAGAAGAUUGAGGCGAAGAAGGCUGGGAAGGGGGUUAGAAAGGGGGUUAAUCCUGUCGAGGCGAUCAAGGACACGGAAACGCUGCAAGAGGGGGAUGUUAUCGAAUUUGACGAGGAGGAUAGCGAGGAUGAGGACAUGGACGGCGAGUUGAUGCUUCCUGAUCCGGAUGCCGAGGGUGCGGAUGGGAAGCCAAAGAAGAAGAAGGUCAUGACAGAGGAGGAGACCAGGAAGAUUGAGCAGAGCCCUGCGCUGAGUGGAGCGAUACCAAUGGCCAUCUUCGACAUAGCACGGAAGCAACAGUUCUUCGGGGCGAGGGCGGCCGAGAUGUUUUUCGACAUGUUUGCGCAGUUUGGCGGGGUGUCAUCGCAGGAGAGGAUUGUGGGGCAUGUGCUGGGUGCGAUGCAGGAGCUGUAUCCUGGCCAUGCUUGCACUGUCAGCUGCUGGAUUAGACAGCCGGUUGUGGGUGUGAACGCGUUGAGUGUGGAGUUCCCCAAGGCGCUCAGGGAAGUGCUGGCGAGGCUGAAGAAGGGUCUGGAAGAGACAAACGACAAGAAGGCAUUGGUAGAAAAGAUGGUGAGCUGGUUCGACGGGGUUUUGGCCGUCGACGGAUUGGACGAGGGGAUUAAGAUGGUGUUGCAGCACACAAAGGGGUCGUUGGAACAGCAGGUUGCGAAUUGA